GAUAUAAAUGAAGAAGCACAAGGCCAAUAAUCAACUCACAAGUUACGUACGACACUUGCAAUUAUUUGGAAUCCCAAAAUGCCUUCCCUCCGCUCUACCAGAAAACCAACCUUCUUGUUCAUCCCAAUACUAGUACUGUUCAUAUCAUUCCUUCUUACUCUCUCUCAAGUCUCUGUUGUUGAAGGUGAUUGUACAGAACAGAAUAAUGACACAUUAAUAAUUGGAGUUCCAGGCAAGGCCUCUUUUGAAAACUUUGUGAAGAUAAGUAAUUCUAAGAAUCAAGACGAGAGGGAUUACUCCGGUUUCUGCAUUGAAAUUUUUCAAGAGGUUCGAAGGAUAUUGGGUAGGCCUUGUAAAUUUGUGGAGUUCAAUGGGACGUAUGAUGAAUUAGUUGAUAGUGUAGCCAACAAGACUUAUUGCGCUGCCGUAGGCGAUAUAACAAUAUUAGCAAACCGAUCGAAGAAAGUGGAAUUCACCGUACCGUUUACAGAGUCGGGCUUGUCGAUGGUAGUGCCGGUGAAGCCCAGCCCGAAGCCGUGGAUUUUCCUGAAGCCUUUCACUCUGGGAAUGUGGUUGGCUACAGCGGCUGUUUUGGUCUACACUAUGCUUAUAGUUUGGUUCGUCGAACAUCGGUCCAAUCCGGAUUUCAGUGGUCCGUGGAAUGAUCAACUCGGAAGUGCUCUUUGGUUCACCUUCUCUUCACUCUUCCUUGCUCACAGGGAGAGGAUUCAAAGCAACUAUGCUCGGAUUGUGGUGGUGGUGUGGCUUUUUCUGGCAUUGGUCUUAACCCAAAGCUACACCGCUAACCUCACGUCAAUGCUUACAAUCUCACGACUCCGACCGAAACCCUGGUCUCCAUCAAAAGUCGGUUGUGAUAAUUAUACAUUCAUGCAUAAUUACGUUCGAGAUGUGCUUAACUACAAGAAUGUAAGUCUCAUCAACGACGAGGGUGAGUAUCUACGGGAGUUCGAGGCCGACAAUAUCUCAGCAGCGUUUCUUGAGAUCCCUUAUGCCAAAGUUUUUGUCAAUAAAAAUUGCAGGAAAUUUACCAUCAUUGGAACCACAUACAGAUUUGGAGGAUUUGGCUUUGUGAGUACUGAACAUGCAAAAAAUUUUCCUUUUUGUUGGCGUUUCUUUUCCUUUUAUUUCAUAGUAUUUGAUGACUUCAAAGCAUGUACAAAGAUAUCUUCAUAUAUUCAUGUUCCUUUGCAGGUAUUCCAAAAAGGUUCUUCACUAGUUGCUAGUGUCUCGGAAGUCAUUCUCGAACUCUCAGAGAACGGGACUCUGAAAAGCCUAGAAGAGGCUUGGUUAACUCCCAACAAAGUGUGUUCAAAAUCUUAUCUGAAUAUGACUGAGAAUACAAUGGAGGAGAACGUUGAUAGCUUGAGCCUCCGAAGCUUCUGGGGCCUAUUCUUCUUCUCCGUUGGCACUUCCUCUGUUUGUUUUCUCCUAUUCCUUGGGCACUUACUGAGGAACUACUGCCGUCAUCACUCAUCUCAAGUGGCUGAUGUGAAUGCAAAUAAUGAGAGCGUUUCAGUCAGGAUAGUUAGAGUUGCAGGUUACUUGAUGAAUGCUGAGAUUAGAAGUCCAUGGAGAUCUCCAUCCUCCCGUCGGGUAGUGUCUGAAACUGAAAGGAGCUAA
Messenger RNA from Rhododendron vialii, 1641 nucleotides. Its product is annotated as glutamate receptor 2.7-like. The transcript is spliced from 3 exons. Gene Ontology annotation, cellular component: plasma membrane. The record is from RefSeq and is a predicted model, not a curated record. The coding region runs from base 79 to 1641 and encodes 520 amino acids. Gene Ontology annotation, molecular function: ligand-gated monoatomic ion channel activity; signaling receptor activity. NCBI's taxonomy places the organism in Eukaryota, Viridiplantae, Streptophyta, Magnoliopsida, Ericales, Ericaceae.